Messenger RNA from Morus notabilis, 1191 nucleotides. RefSeq lists its product as uncharacterized. The transcript has 12 exons. Bases 55 to 1032 code for a protein of 325 amino acids. The record is from RefSeq and is a predicted model, not a curated record. Lineage: Eukaryota; Viridiplantae; Streptophyta; Magnoliopsida; Rosales; Moraceae.
UAUCGCCGUACAAAACUCUCUGUAAAAGAAGAAGAAAAGAAGAAAAAGAAUUUGAUGAUAAAGAUGUUGUGGAAAUCUAUAGCACAGGACAAAGGGUGUCUUCCUCUGGACUUGCUUAUCCUAAAUGUGGCUCUGGCUUUCUUCAGUGCCAUUCUUGCUGUCGUUGCAUUUUUUCAGCUUGUCAGAAUUCACUUGCGAGAAAAAGAAUGGACGCGCCAAAAAGUACUCCACUUCAUGAUUGGCACUUCCAACACGGGGUACUUCAUAUAUUUUGCAUCUACCCAUUUUUCAACUUAUGAGAAGUGGCUUUGCUGGUAUCAUGUUUGUGGUUUUGUACUUAUGGCCUACCCCAAAAUACUGUUUCUUGCUGCAUUCCUUCUGCUUCUAUCUUUUUGGGUCGACCUCUGCCAUCAGGCGAAUGACGAAGAGGAUGAUGACGGUGAAAACAGUACCCAACAGACCUUGUUGGCAAAUUCAACCAACAAAUUUGGUUCAUCAAAUACAGAUGGCAAUUGGGCUUGUUGCUCAUUCCAAAACCUUCAUGUUGGUAGCUGCCAAAAUUUUGUGGUUGCGGUUGUUCUGCUUGUCUUCAUCGUAAUGGUAUCAUUUGCCAUGAUAAUCUGGAUUGGUGCCAGAGAGAAUUUCAUUAAUUCUUCAAUAGUUGCUCAGGUGUAUGAAGAAUUUAUUGCCUCAUUUCUCUUAGUGGGAGGAACAUUAGGUUGCUAUGGUCUCUUGCUAUCUCGAAAAUUAAGGAAAGUAUGGUCUGAGAGAGCGUCAUCAGAGAUGUGGAAGGUUGCUGGUUUAGCAGUUACCUCGGUCAUAUGCUUUACGUCAAGUGCUUUAGUAGCAAUUCUCACUGAUAUUCCCCUUUACUAUCAUUGGCAUCUGAAGAAAAUCUAUGGAGUAAGGGCCGUGCUUUUUCUGAUUUUGUACUAUCAUAUACGGUCUUUGAUUCCCUCAGCUUUUGUAUUAUGGAUAAUGUUAGAGUUGCCACCCGCAAUCACUCAUCGAGAGGAGCAACGAGAAUUAUAAUGUUUAUUAGCCGUGGAACUUCAGGGACCUAUCAUUGGCGGCGGCCCCCUGCCGUGACGAGUUCGAAGAAUCAGGUUUCUUCAUCACUCUUGCUUUGAAAUGACAUUGUUUAUCACCCACUUGCCCUAUGUUUUACAGUACUGAAAAAUCACACAUUCU